Messenger RNA from Calypte anna (Anna's hummingbird), 3383 nucleotides. RefSeq names its product short coiled-coil protein (gene SCOC). NCBI's taxonomy places the organism in Eukaryota, Metazoa, Chordata, Aves, Apodiformes, Trochilidae. Gene Ontology annotation, cellular component: trans-Golgi network. The transcript is spliced from 4 exons. The coding region runs from base 156 to 404 and encodes 82 amino acids. The record is from RefSeq and is a predicted model, not a curated record.
GCCGUUUGGCAGCGCAUGCGCGGAGGGUCGCGGGGGGGCCGCGGAUCUGCGGGGUCUCCGGGGCGCGGGGCGCUGCCCGCAGGGAGGCAGCGGCAGCUGCAGCAGAGCAUCCCUCAGGAAUACUCUCGUCAAGAGCAGAAAGAGCCCAUUCUACAAUGAUGAAUGCCGACAUGGAUGCUGUUGAGGCUGAGAAUCGGGUGGAAUUAGAAGAGAAAACUCGGCUUAUUAAUCAAGUUCUGGAACUGCAGCACACACUGGAAGAUCUCUCAGCACGAGUAGAUGCUGUUAAGGAAGAAAACUUGAAACUGAAAUCAGAAAAUCAAGUUCUUGGACAGUAUAUAGAAAAUCUGAUGUCAGCAUCUAGUGUUUUCCAAACAACUGACACAAAAAGCAAAAGGAAGUAAGGGCUGACUCACAGGUGAUGUCACUGUAUUGCUGCUCUCUGUUUUUGUUUUAAUUGGCAUAGGCUACAUGAGCAAAAAUAACUUAGUUUGUGGCUUUACUAGAUACCUGGAGAUGAUAAAUUUUGGGUGACAAGCAGAAUUAAGAACAUUAUAAUGACCAGGAGACAUAAUUUUGUGUGUUGUUACGAUUAAGCAAUGUGUAAAUGUAGUGUAGAGACUUACUGAACUUUCAUAAUUGUUUUAAAAAUGAGCGUAUCUUGGUAAAAAAUUUAUUCCAUUUGUCAGGUUAAGCAAAAGUCUGUUGGCUCUCUGAGGCCUUAGGGUAGUGCUCUUGACUAGCAAAAUAAUAGUCACAAUAUUGCAUGGAAACCUUAUUUGAUAAAAAUAUUCCAAGUCUUAACUGCAUCACCUUUUUCACCUCAGAUAUCUGUAGAUUACUGUAUAGUAUUGUCCAGAGCUCUGCAAAGCACCUUGAAACAAAAACUUAUAAACCCAGUUAAGGAUUUCUAUGAAGUAGUAAAAGUGUAACAUUACUUACAGGCUUGCAUACAGAAAAACAAAGAUUUUUUUUGCAAAGGGGAGAGCAAGGGAAGAGGAGCAAGGAUAAAAAACUUGGUAAAAGUAUAAGUAUAGUAUAAGUAAAAGUAUAACAUGACUUACAGGCUCGUAUACAGAAAAACAAAGAUUUUUUUUGCAAAGGGGGGAGCAAGGGAAGAGGAGCAAGGAUAAACAACUUGCAUCAGGGAAAUACAAAACUGAGGCAGUAUCAGAGUGUUUGUAAGAUGUGCACUUCAAACCAUUUUCACUUUCCUGUUUCCUCAAAGAAUCAUCAGGCACAGCACCACGAUGUACAUUCUUCCUGAAGUUUUUUAGUUGGACAGUGAAGAGCUGAGUAAUUAUCUUUACAGAAACAGGUCAGCAAUGUUACUCAUGCUCAUUGUGAACAAUCUGCAGUGGGGAAUUAAAACAAGACUUUUUUUGCCACCUUUUUACUUUCCUCCUGAAGUGCCAAACUUGUCUCUGCUUCAGGCCUUAGAGCAACUGUUUUCUUGCUCCCAAACCUGAGCUUGAGUGUCCCUUGGGGCACUUCACAAAAGCACCUAUGGCAGGAGACUGCAGUGGAACAAAGCUGGCUUUUGCCUCUCAAACAUGUGCUGCUCUGAGCAAUGUUUAGUAUCCAGGUGCCUGGUUUUUUACUGGCUUGGAUGUUUGUUAGCAGGUUUUGUAAAGGAGCUCAGUCCAGGUUAGGGAUCUGAGCACUUAAAGGCAGCAUGUCCAGCAUGAUCAGUAUUAGUGGAGAGCAGAAGCUGAAAUGCUGUUUUAGCAGUAAUCAGUUACAUCUGUUUCAUCUUGCCAAACAGCAGCAUUACAGACUUAUUUAUGGAAGUCUGUGUCUUCAAUAAUGAAGCCAUUGUACUUUUCUUUUGAACAAAAGGAAACUACUAGGUCACAGUGCUCUUUCAGUCUUGGGAUGUAUUCUAGAAAAUAAAGCUGUGGAACUGAGUGGAUGUCAUAGAUUAAAUCCCUCUCAAACCCCAUGUUGCCUGGCAGCUAAGAACAGCAGUGUCCCAAGUCUGUGUUUCCCCAUCCCAAACGAGAGGGCUCCCAUUUCCCCACAUUGAAGAGGACUGCACAGCACUCACUUGAGUGUCAAAUGACUGCAAACAAAACAUAAAUAGUUCAGUCUUGAGGUUUUUUUUACAAGUCUGAGUCAAGAAUACUGACAAUAAAAGUAGUUCUACCUACCAAGGCACAAAUGGAUAAAACUGUUUGUGUCAUGGGGUUCUGUAAAUAUUCAGAAUUAUUUUUAAUCUUCUAAGGAUUACUCUCUCACUUUACUACCUACUGUAACUAAAUUCAUCCAGGAAUUGCUAGCAGGUAGAGUAACUCACAUGGUUAGUUCAAGGUUUGAGCAUUAAAACUUGACCAUCUCACCAAGCACUUGACUUGUAAGGAUUGCACUACAGCCAUCCUGACUUUAAGGUCACAUCCCAGCACAUCUGCAUCCACACUGCAGUAACAGAGCAUGUGCUUGUUAGGACUUCAGCAGUUUCCCCAGGAUCAAGCUUAAAAUAAUGGUUUUGUAUUGUAAGAUUGGACAGUGAUAUUUUCUCCACUGCUGUGUAUAUAGUAGUCAUCUCACCUAUCUACCAUUUUACAUCCUACUACUGUGGCCUUCAUUUAACUUAUGAGCAUUUUAAAGAUGUUGUAUUUCUGACUUUACACUAAAUAAAACCUUUCGUCUCAAUGUUUGGUUUAACAUUUGUAAAUCUUAAAAACUUCUCCUACCUACCUGGAGUCAAAAGGUGAAAAAGUGCUAAGGAGAUCCAAAGCCUCAAAUCCCCAAAGCUUUGGUAUUUUCCCCCCCAGAAUGACUUGCAUACCAUUAGAUCAAGUAAGCUGACAGGCAGAAAAAUGUCUUUUGUUUCCAGGUUAUCUGAGUCAUUAAGUCACUAUGAAAGGCCUUACAGAGUCAGUGGGACUGCAAACAGCACCCUUGAGUCCUGACCUCACAAGACCUUUUUACCAGUAAUACCUGGCUUAUUUACUGAAGUACAAGCAAAUAUGUAGAGGGGACAUUAAUCAAGACUUUAUGGGAAACAUGUUUAUAAAACUUAAAGUUUAAAAAAAACCCCAGUGUUUUCUAAAGCCUUUUAAUUUAUAAACCUUAAGGGAAGAUGAGCAUCCACUGUGGUGUGACCAAUCCCUGGACUAAAUAUAUCACAUCAAACAAAAAAUGGCAACUGAAAACCCCAAAAUGAAUUUUAAAACCACCCCAAACAACACCCUAAUGAUGUAACAAUCCCUAAGGACUUUUACAAGGCUCAGAUAAUAUUCCUUCAAAAGGAAUGUAACAGCUGAAAUGCUGUUACUAGCAGGUAACAGCUUCUACCUACUGCUGAAAUGUCACAGGCAGGAGUCUUCACUUCUUACCUUUUCAAUGCAGACCCUAAAUAAAGAGGAGGAAACUUGCAUUAA